This is a messenger RNA of Didymodactylos carnosus, 1122 nucleotides long. The record is from the annotation of a GenBank genome assembly. NCBI's taxonomy places the organism in Eukaryota, Metazoa, Rotifera, Eurotatoria, Philodinida, Philodinidae.
AUGGCCACUGCCUCUAAUUAUACUAGUUUUGUUUCAAAACAUCCACCAACUUUUCAGUGGUUUUGGAAUUCCGCUUCGGAUUCCUGGUCUGGUGAUGAACAAUGGCAGAAUUAUACGGAUAUUGAAAAUGAAAUUAUCGAGGAUGCUUAUAGUGCGAAGAAGACAGAAGUCGAAAUCGAUGGUGACUAUGUAAUUAGCUUCGAACACCAGAUUCAGUACAAGAAAAGUGCUACUGACAAACAACGUCCAGUAAAACGCGUUCAGUUUAACAGAGAUCGAAGCAAUGAUCAUCUGCGCGAAGAAAGAUUCUGGCUGCCCAUAAUACUCGCUCCUACAUCACAGCCGCCAGGUCACCAACCAGAAACCAGAGAUCCACUCGACCGUUUGCUGAAAUCGGCUCAGUUUCGGAACGCUUACCAUGAACUAGAGCUGAAGAACACGCCUAAGACUAUUGCGAACGUUGUCGAAUCGGCAGCCGCAGGAAUCAUAACAGAAGGCACAACGCUCGGUAAAACUAGUGAAGCUGAAUGGUUAGCUCAACGACUGUUGUCAGUCAAACAUUUUGGAACUCAUGUCGUGGCAAACCUAUUUUCACGAAUUGCCCCAGAAAUCGGUAAAACUUGUAUCUAUCUCUAUACGAAAGAAUCAUUUUGGUACAAGCUGAUUAAUCGCGUUCUUCGUGCGCCUGAGACCAUCAAGCGUGACCAAGUCCUAACGUUGGGACCAUUCUGUUGGCUGCUCUACGAGUAUUUGAUUCACAAUUAUACAACGGAUGUUCUAGUUGUGUAUCGUGGCUUGACUGUUACUGAUGAGCAACGUCAGCAGGUUAUGAAACCAACCUUGCAGUUCCCUUCGUUCACUUCGACGAGCAGAAAUCGGGAAAAAGCAGAACAAUUCGGAAACACUCUACUCAUCAUUGAUCUCAACGUGAAAUAUCGUGUUGCUAAAAAAUAUUAUGAUAAUGUGAAGUGUGGUGCAAACAUCUCCCACCUCUCUGAUUUUCCGAACGAAGAAGAAUUUCUGAUUUGGCCCGGAAGAUACUUUCAUUUUGUAAAAGAGGAGUACGACAAUGUGAAAAAGAAACACGUUAUUUACUUGAAAUCGUCAGAGGAAAAUCACUGA